Molecule: messenger RNA, 3600 nt
Organism: Protopterus annectens (West African lungfish)
Lineage: Eukaryota; Metazoa; Chordata; Ceratodontiformes; Protopteridae
Gene: FOXI1
Product: forkhead box I1
Exons: 2
Coding region: 71-1189 (372 amino acids)
Biological process (GO): cell differentiation; regulation of transcription by RNA polymerase II; anatomical structure morphogenesis
Molecular function (GO): DNA-binding transcription factor activity, RNA polymerase II-specific; RNA polymerase II cis-regulatory region sequence-specific DNA binding
Source: RefSeq, a predicted model, not a curated record
GUGAUGCACCUGUUUCUGCAAACACUAGCACAGGUAUAUUUAACUAUUUCAGCACUGGAACAUUCAGAUAAUGACCUCAUUUGAGCAACAGGGACAAUCACCUCCUCGCUGCAGCCCUCAGUUUCCCAGCAUUGGUCAAGAACCUCCAGAGAUGAACAUGUACUGUGAAAAUUUUUUUCAUCCACAGAAUAUUCCUAGCCCACAGAGACCUUCAAACUAUGAUAUUGGGGACUAUAGCACAGCUCCUAAUCCCUACUUGUGGCUAAAUGGGUCUUCCAUCAACCCAUCACCCUACCUUUCAGGCUCUGGUUCUUCCCCAUUCAUCCCCCAGUCCUAUGGGAUGCAAAGACAGUUGCUGCCCAACUCACAUGGGAUUGGUGGUAGUGAUCUGAGCUGGUUCCCCAUACCCUCCCAAGAAGAGCUGAUGAAGCUGGUGCGACCACCGUACUCUUAUUCUGCGCUGAUUGCCAUGGCAAUCCAUGGUGCACCAGAUAAACGACUUACACUCAGUCAGAUCUACCAGUAUGUGGCAGACAAUUUCCCGUUCUACAACAAAAGCAAAGCAGGAUGGCAGAAUUCCAUCAGGCACAACUUGUCCUUGAAUGACUGCUUCAAGAAAGUCCCAAGAGACGAAGAUGAUCCAGGUAAAGGAAAUUACUGGACGCUGGAUCCAAACUGUGAAAAAAUGUUUGAUAAUGGAAACUUCCGCAGAAAAAGGAAACGAAAGUCAGACAUCACUCCUGGCUCAGGAGGCACUGUGAAAUCAGAAGAGGCACCAAUGAGUGGCAGCCCCAAAUCCACAGUCAGUCAAAGGGCACUAGAAGACUCCUCUCCCAGCUCUGACAGCUCUCCAGAGAAGCGAUCCAGUCCACCUUCCUCUACUCCAUGUCUCAGUAACUUCCUCUCCAGUAUGACUGCUUAUGUUAAUGGGCCCAAUUCAGUCAGCAGACUCAUGCCUCUUGGAUUAGGGGCUGAUACAUCACAAAGGAUGGGACAGAGUAUGGUGGGUUUCAACUCAUACCCCCCUUCCUCCAAUAUUCCUAGUCAUACAGGACCAGAGUGGUCAACUUCAGUGUCACCAGGUCACCUUGGCUACAGCAGUUCAGUUCUAAACCAGUUCAACAGCCAGUUCUACAACACCAUUGGUACAAACAGUGUUCUAUAUCCCAGGGAAGGAACAGAGAUCUAAACAGAGAAUUAAAAGUAAGAACUACUACUGCAGGGAAUAUGAACAUUGUGAUUGGUUUCCUAUAUAGUCCUUGCUGACUCAAUCUCUUUGUGUAUGCUUAGCUGAAAUACACUGUACAUUCACCAGAGGUAUUCAACAUUUUAACAUGUUACUAUCCUUUUGUCUGUGUGCGCAACUUUAAUAAAAACUUUUAAAAUUAAUUACCUUUGUGCUACAAAGGUAACAAAAACUGUUUACAUGUAAAAAAAAGUAUUAGUAUAAUGGAAUUCUUUCCGUGAUGAAAGAAAUGUGUAAUCAAUUAAACCGAAUAAAAAUGUAGAACUUCAAAACUCUAGCCAUAAACAGUGCCUGUACGACUCUGAGCACAAGUGAUCCCUGUGUUUUUAGUUCAGGAAUAAAUGUAAUAAGUUUGCUUACACUACUGGUUAAUAAUAACAGGCUUGUAUAUGUCAUGGGUUAAAUACAUAACACACUGAUGAAGAAAAUGCAUUUUUUUAGAUAAAGCCAAUUGUGCACCCCAUUGCGAAAUAAAGCAAGGUAUGAGGAAUAUAUUAUUGAUGUUCUACAGUCUGAGCUAAUUUGAGACAUGGUUUCAGUUGUUAGUGGCUUAGUCUCUUUUUCACCCCAUACUGUGAUGAUGUAACAAGGCAGAAUGGCCACUACUACUACAUUUGAAAUGUAUUUCUUAAACUUUAUGUUUAAAAGACAACUUUGUUUAUAGUUAAUCCUAAACUGAUGAAGAACUCACAUUUCCUUGAUGAAAAACAUUAGUUCCUAAGAAUUUGGACAGAAUUUUGAUAAUUUACAGAAUACAGAGGAGAGGAUAAUGUCAUCUACCAUGAAGGCAGCUUGAAUCUAGUACUAUUACUGUUGUUAUUUUAGCUGUACAAGGAGGCACUAUUGCAUUAAAUUGAGGCAAAGAUGAAGGAUGGAAUAAUGUGCAUGCGUGUACAAGGACCACACAGCACAUGCCAAGGUGUGAAUUCAUUUACAAGGACGUCUGCCUAUUUCCCAAGCCCACUGAAGCACUCCUUCCAUCAGCACUGCAGGGUUCUAAUGCACAGCUGCAGAACCUUAGUGCCUCUCAUACCAUGGCAUUACAGUCAGCUAAUCCAUCAUCCUUCAUGCCCUGUCACAUAGGGGUACUCAGCUGGUAUCCUUCUUACAUGAACUGGAAGCAGACAAAGGUUGCAUUCUAGCACUGCCACCACUGUUAAUGUGCAUUCAAUCAGAAGCUGCACCUGUUUAUUUACCUGUACCUUUUCCUGUCUACUUUCUGUAGUGCUAAAUGUCUGCAAAGUGAUAUGUGGCGUAUGCAAGAGUGUCUUUAGUGCACAGGAUGCACUGUAACCCAAAUGAGAAAUGCAGGAAUCUCCUCAAGAAAGCCAUCUUAAAGGCUGAUUGACACAUGGUUGAUCUCACUAUAAAGGUACAUUAAAUUGUACAAUUGCCAAACUGCAUUUAUUCCCCCUGUAACAACCAUCUCAAUAGUUAUUAACUGGUGUGCACUUACAGAAAUCAGAGGCAUCACAUACAAGCAAGCAUAUACCUCUUAAAACAACAAUAUCUGAAAAACAAAGAGAAUGUUAUUAUUUCAAGUAGGUUGAGUUUUGUCAUGCUGCUUAUAUUUAUGUUUUAUAAUCUUUUGUGUAAUUGAUGAAGUAUCAGCAAUUGACCUACAAUGUUUGGUCAUUUCCAAACUGCUUCUUCAUACAUACUUCUGCUAUAAGAAGUCACUCACCUUCCAACUUUUACAAAAGUGAGGUAAGCAACCUAUAUCCAAGUGUGCAAUCUUGUUAUUUGUGCAUAUACAGUUUCUACAGCUACCAAUCAGGUAGUCCUGCAAGGUUGACUACAGAUUCAGUGAAGGGACUAGUAAUACAAGAGAAAUGCCAAAAUCUCUCUGUCUGUCUGUCUAUCUGUCUGUCUCUCUCUCUCCCCUUUCUCUACGCUGGUGUCCAAUGGCAAACUGAUGGAAAUAUGAAGUACUUUCCCUUUUGGGUAACAUUUAUUUGAAAACCAUAGAUUCAUUUUUUACUUUAUAAAUAUCUGAUAUGAGUCUUCUUAGUAAGACAAAAGGUGUAAAAAGGAACAAUAUGUUUUGCAGUAAAACCUCUUCUGUCUUCAUUUAUUAUAUUUUUUCAAGUUUGUAAAUUAUUUAAAAAAUGUCUGCUGUCCACGUGGAAGGAAUAUGUACAGAUUAAAAUUAAUGUUUUUGUUCUUAUUUUUAUGUCCCGUAUUGAAUUUUUUUAUCUGCUGUGUUGUAUGAAUCUACUGUAACUUACAUUGUGUUUUGCUAAAUGAUAUUCUGUGUAAAUUCGGUUUUUUUACAUACAAUUUUUUUGUAUUCAGUAAAAGCAUGUAUCUUGUUAACAAAUGGAAGGGUAUUUUUAAUAAAAUAUUUCAAAAGA